AGAAGAGUAUUACAAGAUUACAUGCAAUAAAGAUGAACCGUUUGAUUAUAAUCCUUGCGUUUGUCUGCGUUAUUUGCGCUGUUAAAGGACGCAGUUCUAUGUACAAGGUGAAAAGAAAAAUUUCCUCAGAGGAAAGAUUAAGCAAUGAUGCCACUGGUUCUAGACAGAAAAAAGCAUAUGUACUCUUUGAAAACAGAAGUGGACGAACCGUUCAGUUGCUCUGGCGCGACUCGUCACGAGGAAAAACAUGGCGAAUUUUUCAACAACUCAAACCAGGAGAAACUGCGGCCAUAGAUACGUAUGACAACCAUGAAUGGAAAGUCGUGGAGAUAAAGCAUCGAAAAUCAUUGACAAUUAAUGAUGCGAAGAUUUUCACACCAACUGCCAACACGAGGAAAGCACGAACUGUGUGCAUCAUAAAACAACCAGGACUACCAGGAAAUUCGCAGACCAUACGAGACCGGGUGAUAGAUGAAAGUAAACGGGAUAAAGAAAUAAAGAAAAUAAAGAAAUUUGUCACAAAGAAAUUUGUCGAGACACUGGUUGUUGUCGAUAAAAGCGUUAAGAAUAGAUUCGAUAACGAAAGUGAAGCUGAACGAUAUAUUAAAGUCUUGUUUAGCUUGACUACACAUGUAUUUCACCAUGGCAGUCUAACUCAACAUGGGUUGGAAAUUUUUGUAGUUCCAUCUAAAAUUAUAUUUCUCGAGGAUGAAAUAAAGUUCAACGUAGCAAACACGGAUAAGUGGGAUACAGCUUGUGGUCGAAUGAAUGACAUUGCAAAAAAUGAACCCAAAAAAUAUGAUCACAAGUUAUUUUUGACAAGGAGAUCAUUCGGUGCAGCAAGUCUUGGAAAGUUGAACGGAAUGUGCAACCAGCCAGAGAGUUGCUCAUUAGUAUAUGAGUUCGGGUUUUCCACGAUAUUCCCCAUCGCUCAUGAGAUAGCACAUUCGCUAGGUUUGUCAGACGUUUACUCCAAGCCAUUCUCUACUUUCAUUAUGGCGAAUGUUAUGUUCGCCAAAUUAACUAAUUACAGCUGGGCACCCGAAAGUCAGAAUGCUUUACUCAACAACACCAGAAACGGUUUUUCGUGUCUUGAUAAUGAACCCAAAAUCACAGCACUGAAUGACGAAACUGAUUACAAACGUCCCGGUUUAUACUUCUCCUUUGAAAAACAGUGUGACUUGGAAUAUGGCAAGGCGUAUACAGCAUGGACAACGACCAAGUCACAGCUGAACGAUAUGUUAAAGUUUUGUUUAGCUUGGUAUAAAUCAAUUUCUGAAAAAUUAAUAUUCGCCUGCAUGAAUAUCCUUUAA
Messenger RNA from Dendronephthya gigantea, 1313 nucleotides. Its product is annotated as A disintegrin and metalloproteinase with thrombospondin motifs 14-like. Lineage: Eukaryota; Metazoa; Cnidaria; Anthozoa; Malacalcyonacea; Nephtheidae. Gene Ontology annotation, cellular component: extracellular matrix. The transcript has 13 exons. Gene Ontology annotation, molecular function: metalloendopeptidase activity. The coding region runs from base 33 to 1313 and encodes 426 amino acids. Gene Ontology annotation, biological process: extracellular matrix organization. The record is from RefSeq and is a predicted model, not a curated record.